AGAAAGUUCUCUCCUCAUGUAGCGAGUGUGUUGGGAAGCCUGUCAGUGUUUGUGAGCGUAGGGCUGAAGGAGAGCAAGAGGGGCAUCAGCGGGUGAUGGAUCCAAUCCCAAUCUCGGCCAGAUUUUGCUUGCAACAGCUCCUUCAAACACCGGGACGGCUCUCGUUUCCUCAACAAACAGCUUUCUGAACACAUUCACAGCCACACACACAGGUGUGUGUGUGGCGCACAUUACCUGAUAUCUGUGCCAGAACAGGAAUUGGGCUUUAUUUGUGCACUAGUUGAUCCUUUCCAGGGAUAUUGCAGGAACGUGCCAAGAAAGAGACGUUUCCGUCUUCAUCCUGGGUUUGCGUGUGUGUGUGAGAGAGUGUGUGAUGUGUGUGUGAAUGGGGCUCGCCAUGCGUCCUCACAGGCUGACUCUGCUGCUCUGCUUUGGCUUUGCCCUCUGCCUCUGUCUAGCCGUGGCUCAGCAGCGCUCCGCCAUCGUCCGAGGGGGUUCAGAGCGGAUCAAAGUACUUUUCACCCCCACCAUCUGCAGGCUGCGCUGCACGCAGGGACGCUGCACCAACUACUGCGAGCGUGGAAAUGUCACCACUAUCUACAACAGCGAGCAGGCAGGACAGACGCCACCUGGAUCCGGCUUCAGAGUGUUCGUGUGUCCGAUGUUGUGUAAGAACGGAGGAGUGUGCGUACAGAAGGAUCAAUGUCUCUGCCCGCCCAACUUCACUGGGAAGUUCUGCCACAUCCCCGUCUCCACCAAUCACAUCGAGAGACCGGCGACGAGUGCUGGCGAUUCAUCCAAUCAGCCGAUGACAUCUGAGUACAUACUGCCUCUGCAGACGCCGGAGCAGAUCAACACCAAUGUGUCCCCCAUGGUGAAGGUACGAGUCCGGCACCCUCCAGAGGCCAGUGUGAAGAUCCACCAGGUGCUGAAGGUGGGUUACGGCUCCACCGUCCAUGAGCACUCGGAAACCGUGACCUGGUCCGCGGGGCUCUCGGGGGCCCGUCCUCACCAGCUGCCGGGAGAGAGAGCCGAGGCGCCGCCGCCGAGGGUUCAAGCCCAGACCAUACGCGGCGAUUCAGUCUACACCGAGACGUCCGGCUUCAAAUACUGCUUCAGAGACGUGCGCAAUGGACAGUGCAGUUCUCCGUUACCUGGUCUGAGGAGUCAGGAGAUGUGCUGCAGGGGUGUUGGGAAGGCCUGGGGCAUCAACGAAUGCACGCUCUGUCCUGCCGUCUUAGGAAACACUGUUAAUGGACAGGGAAGCUGCCCGAAAGGCUUUGAGAGGGUCAACGGGACGCAGUGUGUGGAUAUUAACGAGUGUUUGCAACCGGGUUUCUGUGAAAAUGGGAACUGUGUUAACACCCGAGGGAGCUACAGUUGUGUCUGCAAAGAGGGCUACUUAUUGGACGCCUCUCAUGGGAUCUGCAUCUCGCAGAAGGUGAUCUCGGAGGAGAAGGACCAGUGUUUCCGUAUCCUGAACCAGGGCUCCUGUUCUCUGCCCAUCCUGAAGAACAUCACCAAACAGAUCUGCUGCUGCAGUCGAGUGGGCAAAGCCUGGGGCAAGAGGUGUGAGUUAUGCCCAUACUUCGGCUCAGCUGCCUUCAAAGAGAUCUGUCCUGCUGGACCGGGCUACCAUUAUUCCGCUUCGGCUGUCAAGUUUAACCAGAGGCUAGCCAAGAUGCUUGACACCGGCGGGCCGCCCCUGGUCUCCGAAAAUGGCCACACAUCCACCAAGGACACAGUAUCCCAACCCGAAAGCUCCAGGACUCACUCUGUAAUCUCACAGUCAACCCGAAUCCAACAAGUGCCAUAUUCGCCGACCAACACGCAGACCAUCCGAGUCCAGCACAGUCCUACAAGACCACAGCAAGCUGACACGGGUUCACAGACCGGUUCGGUAAUCAUUAUAACUCAACCAAAACCAAACAUGUCAACAAGUGGUGGCUCUCAAACCACAAAUGCCAGACCUCAGCAGCAUUCCAGCGUCCGUCCUGGGAGCGCGGCCACCGCAACCAGCCAGCCGGCCAGAGUGAACACACCUGUUGUACGGACACAAACCAGCCGGCCCUCGGUUAACAGACAGCCGGUAGCACCAGUCAGACCUCCUCCUGUACCGGCUACAACCCGACCACUUCCAACUAGACAAGAUGGCCGAGUGUGUGAAUCGAGACCUCAGGUGUGCGGUUCGGGGCGCUGUAUUGACCUGCCAGGCGGUCGACACACAUGUGUGUGUAACACUGGAUAUAUCCUUAACCCUCAGCAGGGCCACUGCCAAGACUUAAACGAGUGCCUGCUGACGCCCCGGCCGUGUUCUGUGGGUCAGUGUGAGAAUACAGCGGGAAGCUUCCGGUGCGUUUGUCCAUCAGGAUACCAGACCAACUCCCAGCAGACCCUGUGUGUCGAUUUGGAUGAGUGCCGUCAGGUUCCCAAUCCCUGUGUUAACGGCCGCUGUGAAAACACACUGGGCAGCUUCAGGUGUUUGUGCAGGACUGGAUACAAGCUACAGGACAACAGCUGCAUAGACAUAGAUGAGUGUGUCGACCCCCUGCGCUGUCCGGGUCAGGAGUGUGUGAACUCUCAGGGCUCUUACAGGUGUGUCUCCUGCAAGCCGGGCUUUGAUCUGCUCAAUGGACAAUGUUCAGAUAUUGAUGAAUGUCGCCGGACGCCGUCACCCUGUCCGGAUGGCCGCUGUGAAAACACACCAGGCAGCUACAGAUGCUCAUGUCGAACAGGAUACAGAUUCCAGGUCAACACCUGUGUGGAUGUGAAUGAGUGUGAGGAUCCAUCCCAGUGUCCCGGACAGGAGUGUGUGAACUCUCAGGGAUCGUAUCGCUGUGUGUCAUGCAGGCCUGGAUUUAGCCUUAAAAACAGAGCAUGUUCAGAUAUCGACGAAUGCCGUCAGACGCCGUCUCCUUGCUCUAACGGACUGUGUGAAAACACGCUUGGCAGCUUCAGGUGUGUGUGCAGAACCGGCUACAGACUGCAGGGCGGCUCCUGCACAGAUCUGAAUGAGUGUGAGGAUCCAUCCCAGUGUCCCGGACAGGAGUGUGUGAACUCUCAGGGAUCGUAUCGCUGUGUUUCAUGCAGGCCCGGAUUUAGCCUUAAAAACCGAGCAUGUUCAGAUAUCGACGAGUGUCGCCAGACUCCUGAUGUGUGUGUUAACGGCCGCUGUGAGAAUAACAUGGGCAGCUACAGCUGUGUGUGUCGCCCUGGAUUCAGACUGGAGAGAAACAUCUGCACAGACGUGAACGAGUGUGAAAAUGAGCUUCAGUGUCCAGGAAAAGAGUGUGUGAACUCGGUCGGCUCCUUCAAGUGUGUCUCCUGUCAGCCGGGCUUUGAGCUUCUUGACGGCCAAUGCCAAGAUAUAGAUGAAUGCAGUCAAAACCCCACGCGCUGCACUAAUGGCCAAUGCAUGAACACUCCUGGCAGCUUCAGGUGUGUGUGUGACCUGGGCUUCAAUCUACAGGACGCCACAUGCACGGACAUUAACGAGUGUCUGGAAGGAGAUUUCUGCUUCCCGAGCGGAGAGUGUGUGAACACGGACGGAUCGUAUAAGUGCGUUUGCGCGCAGGGCUACAAGAGCGCCGCUAACGGGACGUCCUGCCAAGGUAUGACCCCAAAACGUGUCGGGAAUGUUAUAACGUGACCGGUGUUUUUCUCAGCCACCUUGGAUUUAGCUUUGGACCUUGUCUUUAGGGAGUAGUUUCU
Molecule: messenger RNA, 3711 nt
Organism: Sinocyclocheilus rhinocerous
Lineage: Eukaryota; Metazoa; Chordata; Actinopteri; Cypriniformes; Cyprinidae
Product: latent-transforming growth factor beta-binding protein 4-like
Exons: 21
Coding region: 386-3649 (1087 amino acids)
Molecular function (GO): calcium ion binding; transforming growth factor beta binding
Source: RefSeq, a predicted model, not a curated record